AUGCCACCAGCUCAGUUUUAUAAUUGGUGUGAAGUAAAGGCCAAAAUGUGGAUUUUAAAUCUAGGAAAACCAGUUAACAUCCCGGUUCUCAGUCAAGAAAUGGCUAUAGAACUUGGAGCUAAUCUUCUUGGCGAAACAGUUAUAUUUGUUAUUGGUGCUGGGCUCCUUAUUGUUGAAUAUAACAGACAAAGCAAUAAAGAGGCUGCAAAAGAAGCUAAGCGCGAAGAAGAAAUGAAACAUAUAACAGGAACAAUUACAGAUCUUUACUUCACUGUUCAACAACAACAAACACAGCUAAGAGAAAUGGAACGGAUAAUCCACAAUUUAGAUGUUCCGAAACCAUCUCUUCCACCAACUGAAAAAGGACCAACAAUUCAGCUGCCACCUGUAUCUCCAAGUGUUCCAGUACCUCAAAACAUAAGCAACACAAGAUAUACCAAUAAUUCCAUUACUCCCACUCCAUAUCCUAACAAAGGAGUCAUUCUUUCAUCGCUGAACUACAUACAGAUGGAUGCAUUUACUUCACUAUUUAACCAUACCACUGAAAAAACCCAUCAAAGUGUUCCUGAAACAACUACAAACCAAAAGAGAGAACCUGCAAUUUUAUCACAAGCAUUGUACAAUAUAGAGAACAACUUCAAGAGUUUAUUU
This is a messenger RNA of Iphiclides podalirius (scarce swallowtail), 651 nucleotides long. The record is from the annotation of a GenBank genome assembly. Lineage: Eukaryota; Metazoa; Arthropoda; Insecta; Lepidoptera; Papilionidae.